Molecule: messenger RNA, 2132 nt
Organism: Prunus avium (sweet cherry)
Lineage: Eukaryota; Viridiplantae; Streptophyta; Magnoliopsida; Rosales; Rosaceae
Source: RefSeq, a predicted model, not a curated record
AUUUCCCUACUCCCAUUUUAACCAUUUACACUUAUUUUUUAAUUAUAAAAUGAAGUGUAAGUGGACAAAAUUGGAGGGGGAAAUCACCACUCUUAAAUGAAGGUAACAAGUUAAGAACAUAAACAAUAAUGUGUCUGCAUUUAUAUUUAUUUAUAAGUUGCAGUGGAAGGAAUCUAAAACCAUUCUUCCAUCGUAUCUGUAACUUGACUUCUGGCACUAAUUCCUCCCACUUUCCAUGGUCAGAAUAUAAUUUAUUUUUUUCUGCUUUUUGAAAUUACCAACCAAUUUCUCCUUUAGGCAGGCACAUAUUCCAGCCUUUCACUUCCACCCAAAACUCUCAUAUAGUUGUCUAAUUUUAAUCAAUUGACCCCAAAAAACAGAAAGUUCUCUAAAUAGAAAAUGGUUUUAAUAAUAAGCCCAAGUGGGAGUAUUUUCAAUACAAUGGGCUUCAAAUGUCCACAAUCCAUCGUCACUUCAAGCCCAGGCCUAAAACCCCAACUUCCCCUACACAAAUCCGUCAACGGACUCGAAGAAAGAGAAGCAGCAUCACACAGAGAGAGAGAGAGAGACAUGGAAGACGAACACAGAGGGCAAAACAACAAGAAGACAGUGAUAAAAAUACCAUCUUUUCAAGAAGUUCUUGAGAGUUCACAGUCAAAAUCAACCCCACCGUCUCUGUUCACUCCUUCACAGAGCUUUUCUCAAGCCUUUGCCUUCGUCAAGUCCUCUGAGUUCUACUCGCCUCCUCCUCCCCCUGCCACCUCCUCGCAACUCCUACAGGCCUCAGACACCGGUAAUUCAAGUUCUGUGAUUCUCACACUUCUUUUCUGCAAAACUGGUCAAUCUGAUGUUCCAUCAUCAUCUGCUCCUACAAAUGCUGUUGCAUCAUCAUCAUCACCUGCUCAGCGUCGCAAUGCAAUUAUUGUGAGCCACAGACAGAAGGGAAAUCCCUUGCUCAAACAUAUUAGAAAUGUGAGAUGGGAGUUUGCAGAUAUUGUUUGCGACUACUUACUUGGGCAAAGCUCAUGUGCUCUCUAUAUAAGUCUUCGGUAUCAUCUGCUGCAUCCAGACUACCUAUAUUACCGUAUAAGAGAAUUGCAAAAGAAUUUCAAGCUUCGUGUUGUUCUUUGCCAUAUUGAUGUGGAGGAUGUAGUUAAGCCUUUACUUGAAGUUACUAAAACUGCUCUGCUUCAUGAAUGCACCCUAUUAUGUGGUUGGAGCUUGGAGGAAUGUGGUCGCUACUUGGAGACCAUAAAAGUUUAUGAAAACAAGCCUGCUGACAUUAUUCAAGGUCAAAUGGAUACAGACUAUUUAUCACGGCUAAAUCAUGCAUUAACAACAGUUCGACAUGUUAACAAGACUGAUGUUGUCACCCUUGGUACUACAUUUGGGUCUCUUUCUCAUAUCAUGGAUGUUUCGAUGGAAGAUCUAGCUCGUUGCCCUGGGAUUGGAGAGCGCAAGGUAAAGCGUUUGUAUGAUACAUUUCACGAACCAUUUAAGCGUGUGGUUGCCAGCUGUCCUGCUGUUCCAGAAACCUCUGCCCUAAGUAAUGCUGAACUUGGUUCAGUGGAUGAAGAUAAAGAAGUGGAGGAAACAGAAGAUGAAAGCAAACGCCGGAAGAAAGAACCAGAAUUGACUGUUAAGUCAGCCUUGUCUGUUGCCUUUUCCAAAUAUGCUGAUAAAGUUAAGAAAAAUAACAGCAAGACACAAAGAGAGGAAAAAGGAGAAACAAGUGCUGCCAUGGAAGCUGAAACUGAAAAGAGAUGAGAUCGAAGUGAUCAGUAACUUGUCCCAUUCUAUGCCAUUGGGAAGAAGAUGGCCAGCUUCAUAGACUAGUGCAUUAACAAGUUUAGUUGCUGUAGCUCUCUAUUUGUGGGUUACAGUUUUGUUUUUGAGAUCAUAAAAGAUCACGGUUAAGUUACACAGACGCUCUUCUUGUGUAUACAUCUUUGAAGUUGAGGGGUCUCUUUUGUAACUUGGGUUUAGCUGUAUCAAAUCUUUUAUUUUUAUUUCUUGUGAAACGAUCUUUUGGGUUAUGGGUAAGCCAAAUCCUAUGGGUAAUGAACUAUGGUUGCUUCAAUCAUACUUUAUGUUUUUGACUUGUAUAAUAAUCAUGUAAUAUUUGACUUGCA